CUUAAACCAGUUGACUUUGUACUACCGGCCACGACGCACUCGCCGUCUCAAAUAACAAACAAUUUGUGAAUGAACCGAACAAAUUAACGUAACUGUAGUGAGAAGUAAGAGUUAUGGUAAAGUGAAACUGUUUCGACUAACGGUUUGAACAAGACGAUAUCGGAGUUCGUGACUAAAUUUUCGCCAUGGGAAUGGGAGGUGCAAUGAACAGAUGCGGUCGAUGCAUGAAGAUCUCGCUAAUAUGCAUCAACGUAGUCACUUUUCUUGGCGGUAUAAUAGCCCUGGCAGUCGGCCUGUGGGUAUGGAUAUCCCGGUCCUUCUCCAGCACACUGAUGAGCAACAACAUGUUCAUAGCAUCAGUGGUGGUAGUGGUGGCCAUGGGAGCUGCCCUUAUGGUGCUGUCCAUCCUCGGCUGCUGCGGUGCCGCUAAGGAGGUCAAAUGUAUGCUACUCACGUACUACAUCCUGGUCUUCAUAAUCUUCGUGGUGAUGCUGGUAGGCGGGAUCUUGCAGUUUGUCUUCCGAGAAAAGGUGAUGACAACGUUAGACCGAGAGUUGUACGCAUCCAUACCAUACUAUGGAGUUAGGCACGAGUACACAAAGUCUUGGGAUGACACGCAGACGUACCUUCAGUGCUGUGGCGUCAAAGGAUACAAGGAUUGGAAUGAUAAUGUGCCAGAGAGCUGUUGUCGAGAAGUGUAUCCAGGAAAGAGGAUGGACUGCAAAGCGUCUCCGAACCCGACGACAAUGUAUGUGGAAGGAUGCCUAUCCAAAGUGACUGACUUCUUGAGAGAAGACGCCGUGUACGUUGGUACUGUCGCUGUCAUCAUAGCUCUGAUUAUGAUUCUGGCCCUGAUAUUAUCAUGCGGACUGUUUGUGAAAAUAGAAUGACGACGUAAUGAGGACAUGAACUGAUGACUUGUAAGGAAUCGAGUAUUAGGGCUCGUACACAAACUCGUACGUUACUGCAAUGCGACGUCGCAUCGCAAAAAUGUGCGAACUCCUUCUACGCAUCGCAAGAACUUGCGAAUUGAUUCGCAUCGCGCAUCAAAAUCUCAUCUUCCAAAAAUCUUCUUCGUUUCUUUUUUCUGUAUCUCCUAAGAAAUAACAGAAGAGCACACUUCUUUUUACGAUCCAUGUCACGACCUAGUUUUCAUUUAAAAUAUUUUCAAUUAUAUUACCCCGGGAGAC
This is a messenger RNA of Spodoptera litura, 1190 nucleotides long. RefSeq names its product tetraspanin-9. The record is from RefSeq and is a predicted model, not a curated record. Lineage: Eukaryota; Metazoa; Arthropoda; Insecta; Lepidoptera; Noctuidae. Gene Ontology annotation, cellular component: plasma membrane.